UCCUAAAUUAAUAGAUAAAUUAACAAAGGUUUGUAAAAAUAUUCAAAUUUUGAAAAUACAUCAUAAGGCUUUCUCAUACGAAUAUCAACCAAGCAUAUCCAAUAGUUCCAGCUUGUCAUCAACUAUUACAUUUUUUAGCAUUGGCUUUUCAUCAAACAAGAAUGCUGAUUACAAUCUAACUCAACUGAUCAAGGCACAAAAUCAAAUUAAACAAUUGGAUGUUGAUUCACUUGAUAAUAGAAGUAUAUCAGAAGACCUGAAAAAGCAAUUUCAGAUCAUUCGUGAUAAUUCUACCAACACUUCAUAA
Messenger RNA from Entrophospora candida, 307 nucleotides. Lineage: Eukaryota; Fungi; Glomeromycota; Glomeromycetes; Entrophosporales; Entrophosporaceae. The record is from the annotation of a GenBank genome assembly.